Messenger RNA from Neolamprologus brichardi, 1805 nucleotides. NCBI's taxonomy places the organism in Eukaryota, Metazoa, Chordata, Actinopteri, Cichliformes, Cichlidae. The record is from RefSeq and is a predicted model, not a curated record.
CCUACUACAUUUACAUCACCGAAUUUACAGGCUGGUAUUAUUUGUCUGACAAGAUGGCAGGAGGAAUCUUCAACAACUUGGGCAGUCUGUGUAAAGUGGAUUGUGCUAAUGUUCACCCCUUGGUGUGUCACCUGUGCCAUGAGCAGUACCAGUCCCCAUGUUUAUUGGACUGCUACCACAUCUUUUGCGCCCGCUGCUUGAGAGGUCGGACUAUUGACAAUCGCCUCAGCUGCCCCCUCUGUGGAUACCCAUCUAUAGUAAAAGGGAAUAAUAGCCUCCCACCAGAGGACCGUCUUCUGAGGUUUCUUGUUGACAACAAUGCAGAUGCUGAGGAGGCGGUGCAGUGUGCCAAUUGUGACCAGGAAAGCAACAAAAAGGACACAGGGGUGAUGUACUACUGUAACACUUGCAGCCAGCCAUUGUGCGCCACCUGCAGGGAGCUGACACACAAGGCCAGAAUGUUUUCCCACCAUGAGAUUGUGUCCUUGGCCAAACGCACCAAAGCCAAACACAGGAAAUGCUCUCUCCACGAGGAACCUUACAUCCUAUUCUCUACAGAGAAUAAGUCUAUGCUUUGCAUCAAAUGCUUCAGGGACAUGCAAGUGGAGAGUCGGAGUCACUGCAUUGAUAUUGAAACUGCUUACGUGCAGGGUUGUGAGAUGUUGGACCAGGCUGUGCUGGUGGUAAAGGAACUGCAAACUUCAACUGGAGAGGCGAUCCUUCUGCUGAGAGCUAUGCUAGGAGAAGUGUGUCUGAACGUGGAGGAAGAAGAGAACGCAAUCUGCAGUCUGUUCAACAGUUUGCAGGAAAAACUAGAAGAGAGGAAGAAGAUCCUGUUAAAAGCAGCUCAAAGCCAACAUGAGGAGAAGGAGAAAGCACUGAAGGAGCAACUGUCACACCUUACUGCACUCCUACCUACCCUCCAGGUCCACCUUGUCACCUGUUCAGCCUUCCUCAGCUCGGCUAACAAGUUUGAGUUUUUGGAUAUGGGCUAUCAACUCAUGGAGAGGCUGAAGAGGAUUGUGAAGCUCCCUCAUCGACUGAAACCAGUGCAGAGCAGCAAAAUCAACACAGAGUACAGAAGUGAGUUUGCUCGCUGUCUAGAGCCUCUGCUGCAGAUAGGACCACGCUGCCCUCCUUCUGUCACUGGUUCCACAAGUGCUGCAAUACGGCUCCAGUCCCCUCUCACUGUGUCUUGUCGCUCCCCGUCGCUUAGUGAGAUGCCCCUGGGCUCGGCGUUUGGGCGAAGGCCCACCUCUCACCGCAACAUCUGCACCAAGGUUCUUUUGGCCGAGGGCAGGGAAACACCCUUCACCGAGCACUGCCGCAAUUAUGAGAACGCCUACAGGUCUCUGCAGACAGAGAUGCAGAAUCUGAAGGACCAGGUCCAGGAGCUGCACAGAGAUUUGACCAAGCACCACUCCAUCAUCAACACAGAUAAAAUGGGGGAGAUCCUGGACAGAUCGCUACACAUUGACAGUCAGAUAGCUGCCCAGUACUCCACAGUAGAAACUAUGAGAGUCAUGUUUGAAGAGAUGUGGGAUGAGACUUUUCAGAGGGUCACGAAUGAGCAGGAGAUCUAUGAAGCCCAGCUUCAGGACCUGAUGCAGCUGAAGCAGGAGAACUCUUACCUCACCACCAUCGCUAGACAGAUCAGCCCCUACAUCCUGUCCAUUGCUAAAGUGAAAGAGAGACUUGAGCCCAGGUUUCAAGGGCCCAAAGAGCACCUCGAUGACCGCACCGAGACGAUGCAAAAAAUCUAUGAAGACAGCACAAUGACAAAAGACUGUCAAGAGAGGUAUUGA